AUGGGUGCUACAGACAGUAAACUUGCUUUCAGAAAAGGCGUGUUUCGUUUAUUUGAAGAAAGGAACAUACCCAAUACUGCAGAUGACUAUUGGACUUUGUUUUGGACAUUACCAGAAACUGUAGAUGAUGUCUAUACACUUGUUGGUUCAACUGAUAUUCGAAAAGCAAGAGAUACUGCAAUUGAAAACCUCGAGACACUGAUAGACAAAUUGAUUGAACAAAUGGGCUCUAUUCUACAUUCAACUACACCAGUUCAGAACAUUUAUUUAUUGAAUUGUUGCCGUGUACUCACAAGAAUUCUGCCUUAUAUCUUUGAGAGUCCAGAGUUGGCAGAAUGGGAAGAAAAGUUCUUUUGGACUGAACACAAAACUGCUUCUCGGGGACAAGUCUUGUUGUCAUUAACACUGCAAUCCUUAUUUCUUGCAGGAUUUACAUUGCCACAAUCUAUGGGUACAGUAGAGUCUAGAGUGAAUUAUGUGAUUUGGGAAACAGGUAUCGGAUCUUCAACGCCUAUUGGAUCUUCUCGCGACAAUGACAUGAAUCGGACUGAAGUGUUACGAUUAUUGACUGUCCUUUUGUCGAAGUCGAUGUAUAUGCCUCCGUCACAAAUAUUGGCUAAAGAAGAUCGUUGGUUAAAUUAUAUGGUAUCCAAAACAGAAAGAAAGGUUGUGCUUGCCUUUUUGUGUAGUAUGAUCAACACAUCAUGUAAAUUUAACCCUAUGGGAUGGACAGCUGUGCCCUAUAACCAUAUCAUGUUCUCAGAUCCUCGAGAACAUUUAGUCGCACUCUGUUUACGCUGCUUAUUAAUUGUGUUGGAUUACUAUUCACCUUUUGUCAGACAGACAGAAGAAGUGCAAGAAGAAGGCAGCAGUAAACAUGUUGAACCUGUGGAAAAGAACGAGAAGCCCACUAUCGAUGUAUCAGACAAUGCCUUUAGAUAUUACUUGUCCAAGUUACAUCGAGCUCAAGAUUUUCAAUUUUUGAUUGACGGUAUUUAUAGAAUAUUGAGUAGUCCGAUGCAGACAUUAAACAGUUACCUUCCUGGAUCAUCAAAGCGUGUAAGGUAUCAUGUAGAAAUGAUGAUGUUGUGCUGGAAAUUGUUGGAAGUGAACAAUAGAUUUCGAAACUAUUUAAUAGAAACAGAAAGAGCCUUAGAUUUGAUGAUUGUUUUGUUGUAUUAUGCUACUGAAAACAAACUUGAUCCCUCUCAAGUGGGGCUUGUACGUAUGUGCUCUUUUAUCCUUCAGACAUUGUCUUCUGAUAGAACAUUCAGUGUCAAGUUAAAUAAGCCUUUUGAUGGCCAUGCAUCUCUGCCUGUAAAUAUCAGAAUACCAAAUUUCCAAGGUUCUUAUGCAGAUUAUCUUAUUUUGACUAUCUUUUCUUUGAUUGCUUCUUCUCGAGGUGCAUUAUCUACACUCUAUCCUGCAUUAACCAAGACAGUCACCAACAUAUCUCCUUAUUUGAAGAAUCUCUCUCAGACGACAUCGAGUAAACUGUUAGCCUUGUUUAGUUCAAUGUCAGCACCUGGAUUCUUGUUAGCAGACGAAUCGAAUCACCAUUUAAUUGAAUAUCUGUUGGAAGCAUUAAACAACUUACUUCAAUUCCAAUUUUCUAAUAACCCUGGUCUGGUUUAUGCCAUUCUUCGUAGUCAUCGUAAAUUUCAAAGAUUGGCUGAAUUUAGCUUAGACAAUGCCCUGAUUGAAAUAGAGCGAGCAAGACAAGCUAAGGAAUCUAGGUUGCCCCGACAAUCGUCAGAAGAGCCUGGUGGUGCUACUAGCCCAGGUAUGUCUGAGAAAGCAAAGGGUAAAUUACCUGAAGUCUCUCUGUCACGAUCAUCCACUGGAUCAAGUGCACAAAGCCUUCAAGCAACUCCACAGAGACAACCCAGUGUUUCUUCCAUUGGAUCUGCUGCAAACUUAUUACCGGGAGCCAAGAAUGGGUUUAUACCUACGGAUGAUUGGAUUUAUCAAUGGCACUCAAGACUUCCUUUGGACACAACAACAGCACUUAUCCAUGAUCUUCUGCCUCAAUUAGAAUCUAAAAACUUGUCGUAUGAACAAAUCAUUGAGUACCUUAGAAAUCUCUCAAUUACAGACAUUUUACCAGUAGCACAUCCUGUCAUUAUUCGCAAAUUUCAAUGGUCAGACCCUUUGGUUAUCUGGUUUCGUAGUAUGUUAUGGGGACAAGCCUAUAUUGCUUCUAUAUCCAACUACGGUCCUUGGAAUAAUACACAUGUCAAACUAUUUCAUGUUAAACAACAACAACAACAACAGCAGCAGCAGCAGCAGUCACAACAAGUAACAGACGAUACUUCUUUUACUACACGUAUCUCUAAUGCAUAA
Gilbertella persicaria is the source of this 2343-nucleotide messenger RNA. Its product is annotated as high-temperature-induced dauer-formation protein-domain-containing protein. Bases 1 to 2343 code for a protein of 780 amino acids. The record is from RefSeq and is a predicted model, not a curated record. Gene Ontology annotation, cellular component: Golgi medial cisterna; membrane; Golgi trans cisterna. The transcript is spliced from 11 exons. Lineage: Eukaryota; Fungi; Mucoromycota; Mucoromycetes; Mucorales; Choanephoraceae.